GGGGCGUGGCCUAUGGGCAUCGGGGCGUGGCCUCAGGCAGAGGGGGCGUGGCGAACAAUGUAGCGACGCAUCCUCCUUCCGGGUCGGGCCGAGAAGAGCCGAGGCUGAGCGAGCCGGGUCUAAUUAACUGAGCCGGGUGUAAUUGGGACGGGCCGAGCCAUGGGGCAGAUCGAGUGGGCCAUGUGGGCCAACGAGCAGGCGCUGGCGGCCGGGCUCAUCAUGCUGACGGGCGGGAUCGUGGCCGUGGCGGGACAGUUCAAGGGCUGGUACUUCGCGGCGUACGCUAUCGUGGCAGGCGUUUUGGUCUGCCUGCUCGAGUACCCCAGAAGCAAGAGGAAAAAGGGCUCCACCAUGGAGAGGUGUGUCGCUCUGCAGCGGCCAGAAGUACGUGACGGCGGUGGUGAAGGUGUUUGGGCCCCUGACGAGGAAUUACUACAUCCGAGCCGUCCUACACGCCGCCUUGGCCGUCCCUGCUGGUUUCCUCCUCUCCACCAUCCUGGGCACCGUUUGCCUGGGCAUCGCGAGUGGCAUCUACCUGCUGGCAGCGGUGCGCGGGGAGGAGUGGAGACCCAUCGAGCAGAAACCCCGGGAGCGGCCGCAUGUUGGGGACACCAUCAAGCAGCCCCCCAGCAACCCCCCGCCCCGGCCCCCCCCCGACGCCCGCAAGAAGCAGCCGGCUGAAGUGGGGGGGCAGGUGAACCCCAUCCCUGUCGAGGCUGAGUAACGGGGAGCGGGGGGGACACCCUCCUGCUGCUGCUGCGCUGCUCGUGCUCCCGCUUCCCAGGUGCGCACCGGCUCCUGGGGAUCCCCAAAUCUUUGAGCGCUCCCCGGCUCCUUGGGGAUCCCCAAAGAUGCUCAGCUCCCUGAGGGCUCCCCAGCUCCUGGGGAUCCCCAAAUCCACAAGGAUGCUCAGCUCCCUGCAAGAUCCCCAAAUCCCUGAAGGUGCUCAGCUCCCUGAGGGGUCCCCAGCUCCCAGGGGCUCCCCAGCACCCGGAGAUCCCCAAAUCCCCAAGGAUGCUCAGCUCCCUGGGGGUUCCUCAGCUCCUGGGGG
Tyto alba (common barn owl) is the source of this 1051-nucleotide messenger RNA. RefSeq names its product cytochrome b-245 light chain. NCBI's taxonomy places the organism in Eukaryota, Metazoa, Chordata, Aves, Strigiformes, Tytonidae. The transcript is spliced from 6 exons. Gene Ontology annotation, cellular component: NADPH oxidase complex. Gene Ontology annotation, biological process: superoxide anion generation. The record is from RefSeq and is a predicted model, not a curated record. The coding region runs from base 160 to 681 and encodes 173 amino acids. Gene Ontology annotation, molecular function: heme binding.